Molecule: messenger RNA, 2143 nt
Organism: Trematosphaeria pertusa
Lineage: Eukaryota; Fungi; Ascomycota; Dothideomycetes; Pleosporales; Trematosphaeriaceae
Exons: 4
Coding region: 126-1823 (565 amino acids)
Molecular function (GO): metal ion binding
Source: RefSeq, a predicted model, not a curated record
GGUAGCUCCAGCCUUUCUUCCACCCUUUCACGCCCACGCAGUAUUGCUGCUCAUGCUGAUCUGUCGCUAACUCACUUAGCGCACCGUUUCCCAGCUCUAUACAAGUUCGGUUCAAUCCGGAAGCGAUGGCGAUCUGCACCUUCUACCAACGGGGCAUGUGCAAAUUCGGUGAUCAGUGCAAGAAUGAGCACCCAGGAAGCCAACGCGAUGCCAACCGCGGCUUCGGCGGCGGGUAUGGAGGUUCAAACGCCAACCGCUUUGGCGCCUUCAGCAGAGGUGGCGCCGACAGCUAUCGACCUGGACAGCAGCCAACUGGCGCUUUUGGAGGCGGUCGCGACCCCAGGAACAUUCGCUUUCAUCUCAGCAGAGAAGACAUCAAGGCCGACCUCACGGAUCAGCGCCCCACCUAUCCGCUCUCAUGCUACGGACCUGGCCGAGAUGCUCCUCGUCAGCUGAUAGAGGGUCCGGUCGAAAUCAGCCCGGAGGAGCUUCGAUCGCGAUACUACUCGUAUCGAGCAACCGGCAACGAGGCUGUGGCGCAACAAGAGGAGGCCCAGCUCCACACAAAAAUGGAGCAGCAGGUUAAGGCCAUCCUUGAUGAUCUCAACGGCGCAAUCAAGUAUGUCGAAGAUGGUGCGGAUAUCCAUCCAAACCGGAUCGACGUUGCCCAGGGAAAGGUACCAGCUCCGGUGAAUGUACCUACUGGGGUCCCAGCUUCAAAUCCCUUCUCCAAGGGUCCAGCAAACCCUUUCAGCGGCGGUUCUCAGGCGCAGACCUCCACGUUUGGGCAGUCAUCUACGCCGGCGUUUGGACAGGCUUCCGCUCCAGCAUUUGGUCGACCCGGCGUGUCCGCUUUCGGGCAGCCGUCCGGCCUCAGCGGUGGUUCGGCAUUCGGGAAGCCUUCGAUGCCUGGCGCGGGUGCUUUCGGUCAGCCAUCUGCCGCAAGUGGUGGUUCCGCGUUUGGGCAACCUUCAGCUUUCGGAAAACCUUCGAUGCCAGGCGGCGGUGCGUUCGGACAAACUAGCUCCCUGGGCCAACAGUCUGCAUUCGGACAGCCUUCAGCCCCAGGAACAACUUCUGGAUUUGGAAAGCCUUCUAUACCGGGCCAGACUUCUGCUUUUGGUCAGACGGGUGCCAUGGGACAGGCAGGUGCAUUCGGGAAACCCGCUUUUGGGCAGACCGGGUUCGGCCAGCCUUCACAACCCGGAGCCGGCGCUUCGCCUUUCGGCCAGCAGCCGCAGGCUAGCCAGCCUCCUCCCUUUGCUCAAGCGCAGCAGGCAAGCCAAUCCUCACCAUUUGGCCAGCAGCCUCAACAAGCAAACACAUUUGGUCAGCCUCAGCAACAGCAGACACAAGCUCCGGCAAACCCGUUCAGUGGGUCUGCUUCAUCCCAAGCUCCAGCUUUCAGUCAGACAGGCUUCGGAAAGUCGCCCGCCUUCGCCGCGCCCCAGAACCAGACUCCUCCGGCUCAGCCCGCGAACCCAUUCGGUCAGAGGACACAAAGCCCAACCGCGGCGCCUUCACCAUUUACCGCAGCACCUCAACAGGCCAAUCCGUUCGGUCAAGGCCAGCCUCAGGCCCAGCCCCAGCAAGCUGCUUCCCCGUUCGCGCAACAGGGUCAGCCCGCCGCAGCGCCUGGAGGCGGAAAGCCUAUUGAUCCCAAAGAUAGAUUCAAAGAGGGUAGGCCGGAGGAGUACGAGGGAGAGCAAGGCAGGAUGUUGGAGGAGGUCUACAGGCGGGUCGGACAGACGGGUCGCUUUAACGACGAUGAGGACAUUCCGCUGGUGCCGCCAAAAUGCGAGUGGAUCACGCCGAUUCUAUAAUCUCGGAGAGAGCAAGGGCAAACUGCUCGCUUCAUAGGGGAACAAACGGGCGUUAGGGCAGAGAACUUGUACAGCAUGGUUUGAAUCUUCGAAGGCGCUCAGGGUGGGCAUUGGCGCUCAGGAGGCAUCAUCAUGCGGUCCUGGAUCCCUGGCUUAGGCUCGACUACGGAAUGCGGUACCAGCCUUCAUGAUCAGUGGAAGCCCAAGAAUAGUAUGCCACGGCUGUCGAAAGGGCAUCGUGAAUGGUAAAAUACAAGAAUAAACAUGAAACCCCCAAGGCAGAACGUACUCUCGGGCAGCUUCCUGGAAGGGAUAAUAAG